Messenger RNA from Lycium barbarum (goji berry), 1329 nucleotides. RefSeq lists its product as uncharacterized. The coding region runs from base 1 to 1329 and encodes 442 amino acids. The transcript is spliced from 3 exons. The record is from RefSeq and is a predicted model, not a curated record. NCBI's taxonomy places the organism in Eukaryota, Viridiplantae, Streptophyta, Magnoliopsida, Solanales, Solanaceae.
AUGGGAAAGGAGAAUUUUCAUCAAAGCAAGAAGCACAAGUAUCCCAUAAAGACCUUAGCAAGUGGAAAGGUGGUGGGAAAUGUACCAAGGUGGAAUUUUAAGAAGGAUAGUAGAAGAAAAGAAGCGGACAACAAGGGGACAAAGAAGGCUGUUAAUAAUCCAGAACAUGCAAUUGUACGGGUACAAACACAUAAUAAGUUUGAUGCCUUAAACAAUGAAGGAGUGGAAGAGAACAAUGAGGAGCAAAACAAUAAUAAUGCAAUCAAUGAGGAGCAAAACAACAAUAAUGCAGUCACAAGUACCAGUAGUGCACAUAAUCAGAUAAUUACUAAGGAGAAGUGUGUAGCAAACAAAUGCAUAGAUGAUAAGGGGACUAGUUCCAAACCUUGGUUAGAGGCUGGAAAGAAAUGGGGGGACAGAAUAGAGGAGGUAGAGGGGACUGAGUCCAGGAAUGACUCAAAUACAACAGCUAAUCAAGAUGGUAGAGGGGAGAAUGAAAAUGACUUGGAGAGGGAGAUCCUGGAUGAUGCUACUGAGCAAGAGUCACAAGACAAGCGGCUAGAGUAUAACAACAAUGAAAAGCAAGAAGUGUCAUCUUGCGCAUCAAUUACUAAUGGGGAGGAGUUAAGUACUAGGGAGAGUAAGGCAAGGCACAUACAAAAGAAUGAGAACAUGGAGGAGGAACCUCCAGAUGAUACUACACUGCAACAAUCAAAUAAGGAGGACAGUACUACAGAGAAAUUAGACGAUGAAGCAGUCAAGGUAGUCCAAUCAAGCCAAAGAAGAGGGGAUAAUUGCAUUCAAAAGGAGAACAAUCUGGUUGAAUCUAUUGAAAUUGAGGAGUUUAAUAUUGGACUGAAGCAUCACAUAAUAAAUAAAAGAGGUGAUGAAGCUCACAAUCACCUGGUUGAUCAUGUUGAACAUCAGAUGAAUGUAGAAUCUUCACGGAAACUAGAAAGCACUUCUGCAGCUUCAAAGAAGGCCAAAUCACACAGUCAUUCAGAAGUGGUGGUUAAGACAGUACCUGAAAAGCAGGAAAUCAGUCAGGAGAAAGUAAAGAUGGAAAAUAAUCAAUCAAAAGCAGUUCUACAAGACAUAGUGGCACACAAAGUGACUAAAGAAGAGUUACAGAAAUUCUCAGAGGAGAUACAACAAUCGGAGGAGGAUAAUGAAAUCAACGGCAAAUCAAAUAAUUUCCAUAAAGUAGCUAGAGAAGAAGAUAUCUCUCCAAGGGCACUAGCUAUCAGUGGAAAAAGGAGUAAGAAUCAUGAAGCAUUACAAACUAAAAGGUUGCUUCCAAAGAGAACUGCUUCAGCCAAGAAUAAAUGA